Ophidiomyces ophidiicola is the source of this 1218-nucleotide messenger RNA. It is a transcript of the gene KTI12, whose product is annotated as kti12, chromatin associated. Bases 1 to 1218 code for a protein of 405 amino acids. The record is from RefSeq and is a predicted model, not a curated record. The transcript has 3 exons. NCBI's taxonomy places the organism in Eukaryota, Fungi, Ascomycota, Eurotiomycetes, Onygenales, Onygenaceae.
AUGCCACUUAUAAUUCUUACCGGAUACCCCUGCUCUGGCUUAACCUAUCGCGCAAAGCAACUACAGACGCUUCUCGAAAAUCUGCAAAACACCCUGUUCCCUGUGCUGGAUGACGAAUCGCAAUCUCAAUCGCAGAAGAACCGAUAUAAAAUCCAUGUUGUUGCUUCGCAUGAUGGCGCUCACCCUCGGACGGUGUAUGAUACCGCUCGGUCAGAAAAAGAAGCUCGGGCUGUGGUCUAUGGGCGCGUGAAGAGACUAUUGGGGAAGGAUAGUAUGGUGAUUGUUGACGGUAUGAAUUACAUUAAAGGGUGGAGGUACCAGCUCUGGUGUGAGAGUAAGGCGGCGGGAACGACGUGCUGCGUGGUACAUGUUGGAACUCCAAUAGAUCAGUGUGUUACGAACAACGACGAGCGUCUACAAGGUCGAGAGCAGGAAAAAAAUGCUGAAACAGUUUUAGCUGGUACCACUGCUUGUGAAAAUGCAUUGCCGGAAUACGACGACCAACCGUACCCACCUGAACUUCUACAAAAUCUCAUAUUCCGCUAUGAAGAACCCUCUACAUCCAGUCGUUGGGACAAACCCUUAUUCACAGUACCAUGGUCUGAUCCUACACCACCGAUAGAAGCCAUUUGGACCGCAUUAACCGGCCAAGCACUCAGUUUAUCAGCCCCAUCCAUCGUUGCAACUCCAACGUGCAGCAUACCUGGGCAAAAUCUUCCUACAACGGACCCCGAUCCAGCUAAUGCCCCAGUGCUACGAAGAAGCGGCUUCUCCCGUCCCAAAAUCACUCCACACCAAGCAACUGUACAACCUCCUACAACUGACCCUAACGCUCUUUAUGCCCUUGAAAAACGCACCUCUGAAAUCAUCACCCACAUUCGUAACUUCACGCAAUCUCAUCCGAGUAUCUCGGUACUUGGUGUGUCGAAUACAUCAGACAAUUCCAAUACUCCAGGCAUCUCAAUCCACAUACCGAACGUACCUAUCCCAUUGUUUAUUCCUAGCUCUACUCUAGCAGCCUCGCCGACCGAGGAAUUGGCCGGGGCGGGCGGAGUUUUAGCCCUUCCACGGUUACAGAGAUUACGAAGGCAAUGGGUGGGGAUGAAUCGAGCGUAUCUGGGACAAGGACAUGGUAAGGGCCAAGGUGCGAUGGGAAUGGAGAAGGUCGGUGAAGCCUUCGUGGGGUUUUUAAACGGCGAGUUUGAAACCGUAGAAUAA